AUGGUCAGUACAAGCACCUUAGUCUCUCUGCUCCAGCUUUUCAGCACUCUUGCUCCUGGAGGAGCUUUCUCUCAGGAUCUGCUGUACCCUUUUGGGCCAGCCUAUAGGGACUUAGAAACCCCAAAGAUGGAUGAUGGCAGUUCAUCAGAAGUUCCUUUACAAAUGCCAUUUGUCUUCUUUAACAUCCCCUACCGCACCAUAUAUGUUAACAACAAUGGAGUGAUCUCCUUCAGUGUUCAGGUGAGCCAGUUCACUCCUGAGGCUUUCCCCCUCAGUGACAGCCGGUCCUUUAUUGCUCCCUUAUGGGCGGAUGUGCACAACGGUAUCCGUGGGGAUGUGUAUUACCGCGAGUCCACGGACCCGGAGAUCCUUGAGAGAGCUACUCAGGAUGUCAGGAAGUAUUUUAAAAGCAUGGCUUCCUUCACCGCCACCUGGGUCUUCAUUGCCACCUGGAACCAAGUCACCUUCUAUGGAGGCAGCCAGACAACACCGGUGAAUACCUUCCAGUCAGUGUUAAUCUCAGAUGGCGCAACAUAUUUUGCCAUGUUUAACUAUGGGGAAAUCACAUGGAGUACAGGGACUGCGAGUGGGGGUGAUCCUCUUACUGGCCUGGGAGGAACCACUGCACAGUCAGGUUUUAAUGGUGGAGAUGUCAGUCACUUCUUCAACCUCCCUGGCUCCCGCUCAAAUGAAGUGGUGAACAUUGAGGAGACCACAAAUGUGAACGUGCCUGGCCGUUGGUUCUUCCGCGUUGACAUGGACCAGAUAGACCCAGCCAAUGGCUGCAGCUAUAAUGGACGAUUUUAUCGACGUGGGGAGGUAUACUGGCUGUCAGACAAAUGUUCUCAGCGCUGCAGAUGUCUGGAUCUAGACAACGAGGUCAUCUGCCAUGAGGCUCCAUGUGGCCAGCUGGAGACGUGUGAGCAGCUGGAGGGGGCCUACUACUGCCAGCCCACAAGGACCAGCACUUGUGUGGUUUUUGGAGACCCCCACUACCACACCUUUGAUGGCUUGCUCUACCAUUUCCAAGGUACGUGUUCUUACCUGUUGGCUCGUCCAUGCUGGGAGGUACCUGGUCUUCCAUUCUUCAGCAUUGAGGCAAAGAAUGAAAACCGAGGAAUGACUUCUGUGUCCUGGCUGAGAGAUGUGACUGUGGAAGUCUAUGGUCAUCGAGUCACCCUGCCCAAAGGGACCAUGGGCACUGUACAGGUUGACAGCCUCUUGAAGACUCUGCCUGUCCAGCUUCAGCUUGGUGCUGUCAAAGUGUACCAGUCUGGUGUUGCAGUUGCCUUGGAAACUGACUUUGGUCUCUUGGUAACCUAUGAUGGGCAGCACUAUGCUUCCAUCUCCCUUCCCAGUUCAUACUUCAAUAAUACGUGUGGCUUGUGUGGUAACUAUAAUGACGACCCUGCUGAUGAUCCCGUUUUGCCGGAUGGUUCGCUAGCAGAGAGUGUUGUUGAACUGGGUGGAAGCUGGCGAGCAGAACACACUGAUUUUCGCUGUACUGAUGGUUGCGCCCAGAACUGCAGUUUAUGUGAGCCAGCUGCUGAAGCAUUCUACUUUCGACCAGAUUACUGUGGACUCAUUAACAAGACUGAUGGUCCCUUCAGAGAUUGUCGGGCCAUAGUAGACCCCACUGCAUUUGUCUACAGCUGUGUGUAUGAUAUGUGCAGCAAUCGGGAUAACAUUACAACUCUCUGCCAGGCUAUACAGGCAUAUGCUCUAGCAUGCCAGGCACUGGGUGUUACCAUCAGACCCUGGAGAUCCCGUACCUUCUGCACUUUGACCUGCCCUGAGAACAGCCACUACCAGGUGUGCACCAGUGCUUGCCCUGCUUCCUGCUCGGAUCUGACCUCCUACUUGUACUGCACACAUCCAUGCACGGAAGGCUGCCAAUGCGACCAGGGCUUCGUGCUUAGUGGCAGCCGGUGUGUGCGUCACUCUGAGUGUGGCUGUGAGUGCGAUGGCCUCUACUAUGCUCUCAAUGAGACCUUCUGGGCAGGAGAGGGGGGAGAGGUGGGCAGUGAAUGUUCUCAGCGCUGCGUGUGCGGCCUGUCAGGCGAGGUCAGCUGCUUUAAUGACUCUUGCCGAGAGGGUGAAGUGUGCACAUCGGAAGUGGGAUUGCUGGGCUGCUACCCUCGUAGAGAGGGCUUGUGCUCAUUAUCUCAAACAUAUGUCUUGGCUACGUUUGACGGUUCAUCCAUGCCAUUCCCGGACGAGAGCUCUUUCUACUUGGUGAAGACAUUGGGGCGUGUGCCUGCUAACAUGUCAGCAGUGGAAGUGAAGAUUGGCAGGAAGCUGGUAAAUAAGGGUCCCACCUGGAAGAGGCCUGUGGUCAUCAGGGUUGCACACCUGGAGACACAGAUAGGUGGCAGUGAUUUUGAUCUUGUUAAGUUAAAUGGUGAGCCAGUGGUCCUUCCAUAUGUCCACCCACUGGAACCUCUUACAGUGUAUCGUGCUUCUGGCAAUGCUACCGUAGUGGAGUGGACCAGCCUGAUCCGAGCCCGUUACACUCGCCAGGGCUUCCUCAAUAUCACUCUAUCAACCCUCUUCUAUAACUACACUUGUGGCCUCUGUGGUUUCUUUAAUGGAGACCCCAUCGACGACUUCCGCCUCCCAAGUGGCAGGCAGGCAGACACAGCAGAACAGUUCAUCGAGGGCUGGCGAGCUAUCGCAGAUGACCUGACGUGCAAUGGCGACUGUGACGACCUGUACCGCAUGUGCACAGAUCUGCGGCUGUACCAGAGCCCUUGGCUGUGUGGCAAUAUCAACGACCUAGGGAACAGCUCAUUCCUGGCCUGCCACUCGGCCGUCAACCCCUCACCCUUCUUCCGGAACUGCCUGUAUAACAUGUGUGUGAAGCAGGGCAACCGCUCAGCCCUGUGCUCCUCCCUGCAGGCCUAUGCUUCAGCAUGUCAGGAUGCUCAGGUCAAUCUGGGGCCAUGGAGGAGUGCCACCAACUGUCCGCUGCCCUGCACAGAGAACAGCCACUUUGAUGAGUGCACCACUGCAUGCCCCCUCACCUGCGAGAACUUGGACAAGCCCGAGGAGCCGUGCCUGUUCCCCUGCUCAGAAGGCUGCCAGUGUGAAGAGGGCUUCGCCCUCCGUGAUGGACUGUGCGUGGCCCGCAGUGACUGUGGCUGUUUCUACCUGGGCCGACAGCUGGCCACCAAUGAGACUUUCUGGACUGAUUGGGAAUGCCAGGAGCGCUGCUUCUGCAAUGGCACUGAUAACAGUGUCUACUGCAACUUCUCGCCAUGCCAGCCUGAGGAAUACUGCCAAGAGAAUGAGGGGUUGUUCUUCUGCCAACCUCGGACUGAGGCCAUGUGUGUGGUGGCUGGAUAUGGGCACUUCUUGCCCUUUGGAGGCAUCCCAUUUGACCUUCAGAGCAGCUGCACCCUUCACUUGGUCACUACAGAGUGUGAGGGGCUGGAAGAUGAUGCGAAUGGAGAUGGAGGGCUGGAUGGAGGGUUCAGUGCCGAGAUGGGACCAGGAGACCUGCCUCAGUUCCAGCUCUCAGCCCGCAACGAGGAGAGAGACACAGGGCAGGCCAUCUGGGUGCGAGGCUUUGUGCUGGAGGUGUAUGGAUAUGAGAUCGAGGUGUCAAGAAGCUUCAAGCAUACAGUAACGGUGAAUAAAGAGCGUUUGUACCUGCCUCUGAAAUUGGGCCCAGCAAAAGUCAACAUAUACACUCUUGGCAUACAGUUACUGGUGGAGACUGACUUUGGACUGAAGGUGGCAUUUGACUGGAACACCCUACUUCUGCUUUUUCUGCCCCGGAGUCUCUUUAAUGCCACCUGUGGGCUGUGCCAAGGAAUGCCCAUCUCUGGCCCCACCCUCAGUGUCAGUGACUGGGCCAUGACAUGGGCGGAGCGUGACACCUUCUGUCAGGUGGGCUGCGGUGACUCCUGCCCUCGUUGUGGAUUGGUCGAAAGAGGUCUGGCAGCCGAUGUGCCCGCUCCUGUGCAGACAAUUGAUGCUGUCAGCAGCAGUGAUGUCGAUAGUGCUAACCCAGGCAACCGAUUCCACCUGGCUGAGGGCUUGUAUGUUUAUGUUGAACCAGAAGCGGUUAGACUAUGUGGACUUAUUAUUGAUCGUGGAGGUGUAUUUGCACGGUGCCACAGCAAGGUGGCACCAGCAUACUUUUACCAGAGCUGCCUGCAGGACACGUGCAUGGACCAGGGCGCACGAGAGACCAUCUGUAAUUGGCUGCAGAUCUAUACCAGUACCUGUCAGACACAGGGAGUGGCUGUGAUUGGCUGGAGGAGCUCUACACCAUGUGUGCUGCCAUGCCCCAUGAACAGCCACUAUUCCAGCUGCAUCAUGCCAUGCCAGCCCCAGUGUGCCCCAGUGCGUGGCCAGCGUGACUGUAACCAGCACUGCAUGGAGGGCUGCCAGUGCGACCAGGGCUAUGUGCUCAACGGCAAGGGCUGUAUCCUCAACCAGAACUGUGGCUGCUACAGUGAUGGCAAGUACUACGAGCCCAAGCAGCUAUUCUGGACUAGUGACUGUACCAAGCGCUGCCAGUGUAUCGGCCGUAACCUGGUGCAGUGCAACCCCCGGCGCUGCAAGGCAGAUGAGGAUUGCGCUCUCCGCCAUGGCGUGCGUGGCUGCUUCGCCCGCCGUGGCCAGCACUGCGUGGCGUCCGGUGGCGGUGUCUUCCGCACAUUCGAUGGCGCCUCGCUGCGCCUGCCCGCCUCCUGCUCCUUCGUGCUCUCCACCAUCUGCCACAAGCUGCCCGAGCUCUCCUUCCAGCUCAUCGCCAACUUUGACAAGUGGAGCACACCCAACCUCACCACCAUCUCGCACGCCUACCUCUACAUCAAUGAGGAGAACAUCCUCAUCUCUGGCAACACCGUCAAGGUAAAUGGGACGCCUGUAUCUGUGCCCUUCGUGACCGGUCUGAUGACCAGAGUCUCCACAUCUGAAGGCUUCCUGGUGAUCGAUACACCACAGGACAUCCAGGUUCGGUACAAUCGCUUCAACACGCUUAGUAUCACCAUGGGACCACGGCUGCAGAACAAGGUGUGCGGUCUAUGUGGGAACUUCAACGGGGAUCCCACUGAUGAUUACAUAACUUCUCGUGGCAAGCCGGCCAUGAGUGCCCUGGAGCUCGCCCAGAGCUGGAAAACCAAUGGAAUGCAGAAUAGCUGUGAUGAGACUCAGUAUGUGGCCCUGGCCCAGUCAUGCGACAACACGGCAGUACUGGACCUCCAGGGGGAGGACAGCUGUUUGAAGCUCACCCACCUGAAGGGCUUCUUCCAGCCCUGCCACGGUCUGCUAGAUCCACACCCCUUCUACCAGUCCUGCUACCUGGACGGCUGCUACAACCACCGCAGGGCCCAGGUGUGCGGCUCCAUGGCUGCCUAUGCAGAGGCCUGCCGGUCCUUCGGCACGCUUACCACCAAGUGGAUCGCCCAGGAGAACUGCUCAGAAUGGAUCUAUGACCCCUGUGCAGGAGAGAUCUGCACGAACAACACAUGUGAGCAGGAGAACGGAGGAGACCUAUGUGGCUGCCCCGAGCUACCCAGCACUGAAAUCAGUGAAGACGACAUCAUCCAGGCAGAGGUGACGUGUAAGCACGCCCAGAUGGAGGUGUCCAUCUCCAAGUGUCGCCUUUUCCAGCUGGGCUUCGAGCGCGAGGACGUGCGCAUCAACGACCAGCGCUGUGCCGGCAUCGAGGGCGAGGACUUCAUCUCCUUCCACAUCAACAACACCAAAGGCCACUGCGGCUCCAUUGUGCAGUCGAAUGGAACACACAUCAUGUACAAGAACACGGUGUGGAUUGAGAGUGUGAACAACACAGGCAAUGUGGUGACACGUGAUAAGACCAUCAACGUGGAGUUCUCCUGUGCCUAUGAGCUAGACAUUAAGAUCUCCCUGGAGACAGUACUUAAGCCCAUGCUGAGUGUAAUAAACCUGACCUUGCCAACCCAGGAGGGCAACUUCAUUACCAAGAUGGCUCUGUAUAAGAACGCAUCAUACCGGCAGCCGUACCGUGAGGGCGAGGUUGUGCUGAGCACACGGGAUGUGCUCUUUGUGGGCGUGUUUGUGGAGGGCGCUGAUGACAGCCAGCUCAUCCUCAUAGUGAACAUGUGCUGGGCCACACCAUCCCGAUACAGCAGUGACCGCCUCCGCUACAUCAUCAUAGAAAGAGGCUGUCCCAACAUCAAGGACAACACCAUCGGCAUGGCAGAGAACGGCGUCUCCCUCACCUGCCGUUUCCACGUCACUGUGUUCAAGUUCAUCGGGGACUAUGACGAGGUGCACCUGCACUGUGACGUCUCGCUGUGCGACUCCGAGACCAAUGCGUGCAAAGUGAACUGUCCACACAACAGAAGGAUCUACUCUGACUACAGUCAGCACAAAGAGCACAUACUGUCUGUGGGACCAAUCAGAAGACGAGAGUCAGACUGGUGUGAAGAAGAUAAUGGUGGCUGUGAGCAAAUCUGCACCAGUCAGGUGACAGGACCUGUGUGUAGCUGUGUGACUGGAAUGCUGCAGAGAGACGGGAAGAGCUGCCGUGCUACCAGUUCAAGCCACAGUCUGCGUCCUCUUGUUCCCCUGGUUGCCGUCGGCGUCGGCGUCACACUCCUGAUACAUACACGCGUCUCUGUGCUCUUUUCCUAACACUCACUGAACCACGGCCACGCGGAGGAGAUGGGAGAGGCGGCAACAAAUACAUUUUAAAAUACGAGGGAGGUAAAGAGACAGUGACAGAGAGAGAAGAGGAGUGUAUUCAAUCACCGCACACUGCAGUCCAAAGAAGGGAUACCCAUCCCAGCAAUUUCCGCCGUCUGCAGAGCACUACGAUCGAACACCCCGACGCGUGGGAGUCUGCAUGGAUGCAGUCACAAAAAGAAAGACCGAAAAACGAGAUUUCAUCCUACAGUUUGUAAAAUAGGUCCACCUUUGAGACGAUCGUCCCAAAGAACCUUGCGGUUAACAGUGGCAUGUGGUCAGUUACUUCACAUGGGAACAUGCGCAGCCAAAAAACAGUCAACCUGACAUAUUAGCAAUAGAAAACCAGCUACCGAAUAUCAUACAUCUUAAUAAGAGAAUAAGAGACUAGCGACUUCAGUUUAGUAGUUUAUGAACAUUCUGUUAAACUCCAUGUUGUGGAAGGUCAUAUUAUGAUGGGUGGUUAAAAAUUAUCAGUGCCAGCAAUUAUGUGUAAUUCAUUGUGUUUUUUAAAUUGCUCCCUACUCUAAUAUUCACUUUGCCUUUUUGAUGAUUAUUUAACUUCCCUCUUCCCAACAAUGAAGUAUUGUUCAGAUUAAUCUUGGUUCUACAUUGAAUAUAUGAUGUAUUUGGUGUGUUUUAAGUAUUUGGAAAUGCCACUGAUGAGUGACAGAUGGAUGAAAGAUUUCUGUAGACUACCUUUUGCAGACUACUAUUUCAGAAUCCUCAAAUCCUCACGCCCCAUAAACACAAGGAAAUACAAAAUCAACACAGGUAUUUUGGAUGUUCUCAAGCAGCCUGUUUUACAUGGUUAGUAAUUAAACUUGUAUUGCCCAUCUUUUUAAGUGAAGGUGAUUCUAUUAAAUGCACUGUAUGUAAUACCCAGUAGUUUGGAAAUAUGACAAUUUACCGGGAUGCAGGAAUGAGUGAAUAAUUUAAAUGGAUAUGCAAUUUAGCAUUGACAUAUCAGAAGACCUGACCUGAUGAUGUGGAACUACAAAGGGAAUGCUUGUAACCAGAUGCAUGGACACUGUACAAAGUAUAGGUCUCCUGUACAAUGGUAACGGUAACUUACAUGCCAGAUUAAUGAUUAAUAACGAAAAGAGAAGCGUCUAUACCAUCCUUUAACGAGGAUGUCUUAGGCUACUGUAGAAUUUUUUUA
Molecule: messenger RNA, 7843 nt
Organism: Electrophorus electricus (electric eel)
Lineage: Eukaryota; Metazoa; Chordata; Actinopteri; Gymnotiformes; Gymnotidae
Gene: tecta
Product: tectorin alpha
Biological process (GO): cell-matrix adhesion
Molecular function (GO): protein binding
Source: RefSeq, a predicted model, not a curated record